This is a messenger RNA of Pyrus x bretschneideri (Chinese white pear), 4099 nucleotides long. RefSeq names its product kinesin-like protein KIN-4A. Gene Ontology annotation, biological process: mitotic spindle organization; microtubule-based movement. The transcript is spliced from 26 exons. Lineage: Eukaryota; Viridiplantae; Streptophyta; Magnoliopsida; Rosales; Rosaceae. The record is from RefSeq and is a predicted model, not a curated record. Gene Ontology annotation, molecular function: microtubule motor activity; microtubule binding; ATP binding. Bases 389 to 3511 code for a protein of 1040 amino acids.
GAUACGGGUGGCUGUCCCAGCAAGCAGUUACCCGCUCAUUUCCCCAACUACCCUUCCCUCUCCUUUCUUCUUACAGUAUUUUUACUUUCUCUCUCCAACGCUCCUUCCUCGUCACAACCAGCUGAGCUGCUCAGCUUUCUCUCUCUACUCCCUCCCUCUCUCUCUCUACACUCUCUCUCCUCUUCUUUUUCUUUUUUUUUUUCUGGCUCAUGUGUAGUUGUCAUUUCACUUUCCCGAUUGCUCAGAAAAUGAGAACGGUUUGAUACCUCUCUCUCUGCUCCUUUUUUGUAUUGAAUUCUUCAUCUCUCUCUCUCUCUCUCUCUCUCUCUCUCUCUCCCCUCUGUCUGUCUUUCUCUCUCUAGCUAUCUGGCUAUCUUCCCCAGUAGCAAUGGAAGCGGCAGGAGAGGACUGCUGCGUCAAAGUGGCGGUUCACAUCCGGCCGCUCAUCGGAGACGAGAAGCUUCAGGGGUGUAAAGAUUGCGUCACUGUCGUCCCUGGGAAGCCUCAGGUACAAAUUGGGACGCAUUCGUUUACUUUUGAUAAUGUCUAUGGGAGUACCGGUUCUCCCUCAUCUGCAAUGUUUGAAGAACGUAUAGCUCCGCUGGUGGAUGGUUUGUUUCACGGAUAUAAUGCUACUGUCCUAGCGUAUGGUCAGACGGGUUCUGGAAAAACAUAUACCAUGGGCACUGGUUUUAGAGAUGGUUGCCAAUCAGGAAUUAUCCCGCAAGUUAUGAAUGUACUGUUCAGCAAAAUUGAAAAUUUGAAGCAUCAAACUGAAUUCCAGUUGCAUGUAUCUUUUAUUGAGAUUCUAAAAGAAGAAGUACGAGACUUGCUCGAUCCUAGUUUUUUGAGCAAACCAGAAGGUGUAAAAGAAGGUGCCAACGGGCAUGUGGUGAAAUUAGCAUCCCCUGGAAAGCCACCAAUACAAAUUCGAGAAUCAUCAAAUGGUGUUAUUACACUGGCAGGAUCCACUGAACUCAGUGUAAGUACACUAAAAGAAAUGGCUGCUUGUCUGGAACAAGGAUCAUUGAGCAGAGCAACAGGGAGUACAAAUAUGAACAAUCAAUCAAGUCGCUCACAUGCCAUCUUCACCAUUACAUUAGAGCAAAUGCAUAAGGUCAACUCGGCAUGUAAUGAAAACAACGGUCUUAAUGAGAGUAUGAAUGAAGAAUAUCUAUGCGCCAAGUUGCAUUUAGUAGAUCUUGCUGGGUCUGAGCGAGCCAAGAGGACAGGUUCCGAUGGCAUGCGUUUUAAGGAAGGAGUUCAUAUUAAUAAGGGUCUUCUUGCCCUUGGGAAUGUUAUCAGUGCACUUGGUGAUGAGAAGAAGCGCAAAGAAGGUCUUCAUGUGCCUUAUCGAGAUAGUAAACUUACUCGGCUUCUGCAGGAUUCGCUUGGUGGUAACAGUCGAACUGUUAUGAUAGCCUGCAUCAGUCCUGCUGAUAUCAAUGCUGAAGAAACCCUGAACACUUUAAAGUAUGCAAAUCGUGCUCGCAAUAUCCAAAAUAAGCCUAUCGUAAAUAGAGAUCCCAUGUCCAAUGAAAUGUUAAAGAUGCGCCAACAGCUAGAGUUUUUGCAAGCUGAACUUUAUUCACGUGGAGGAGGAUCUUCUUCUGAUGAAGUACAGGUUCUCAAGGAAAGAAUUACUUGGCUUGAAGCUGCUAAUGAGGAUCUUUGUCGGGAACUUCAUGAAUAUCGCAGUAGAUGCAAUGGUGUAGAGCCAUGUGAAAGAGCUUCUCAAGAUGAUAGCCCCUGCUCUGUCAAAAGCGAUGGCCUAAAAAGGGGUUUGCAAAGUUUAGAACCGGCUGACUAUCAAAUGGGUGAUGCGAUAACAGCAGGCGAUUCCCAGGAAAUUGAUGAAGAAGUAGCAAAAGAAUGGGAGCACAACCUUCUGCAAAAUACCAUGGACAAAGAGUUGCAUGAAUUGAAUAAACGUCUACAGCAAAAAGAGUCGGAGAUGAAAUUUUUUGAAGGGUCCGACACUCUGGCACUCAAGCAGCAUUUUGGAAAGAAAAUUUUGGAACUAGAAGAUGAGAAAAGAACUGUGCAGCAAGAGAGGGACCGAUUGCUGGGUGAAGUUGAAAAUCUUUCUGCUGGUGAUGGACAAACACAAAAGUUGCAAGAUGUUCAUAACCAGAAGUUAAAGGCACUUGAGGGACAGAUUUUGGAUCUUAAGAAGAAACAAGAAAGCCAGGUUCAACUUUUGAAGCAAAAACAAAAAAGUGAUGAAGCAGCAAAGCGGCUGCAAGAUGAAAUCCAGUCUAUAAAGGCACAAAAGGUUCAACUGCAACAAAGGAUAAAACAAGAGGCAGAACAAUUUCGGCAGUGGAAAGCCUCGCGAGAGAAGGAAUUGCUGCAGUUACGGAAAGAAGGGAGGAGAAAUGAAUAUGAAAGGCAUAAGCUGCAAGCGUUAAAUCAACGCCAGAAAAUGGUUCUUCAAAGAAAGACUGAAGAGGCCGCAAUGGCUACCAAGAGGCUGAAAGAAUUGCUAGAAGCUCGUAAAUCUUCUGCUCGUGACAACUCAGUUGUUGCCAAUGGAAACGGGACACAUCAACAGGGCAACGAGAAAUCCUUACAACGGUGGCUUGAUCAUGAGCUUGAAGUUAUGGUGAAUGUGCAUGAAGUUCGUCAUGAAUAUGAGAAACAAAGUCAAGUACGAGCUGCACUGGCAGAAGAGUUGGCCAUGCUGAAACAAUUAAACGAAUUUGCUUCGAAGGGCCUUAGUCCUCCAAGAGGAAAGAAUGGCUUUGCCCGAGCAUCCUCCAUGUCACCUAAUGCACGAAUGGCCAGAAUAUCUUCACUUGAGAACAUGCUUAGCAUAACAUCAAACUCCAUAGUAGCAAUGGCAUCACAACUUUCAGAGGCAGAAGAACGGGAGCGUGCCUUUACCAACCGUGGACGUUGGAACCAAUUGCGCUCAAUGGCAGAUGCAAAGAACUUGCUUCAAUAUAUGUUCAAUUCUCUUGCAGAUACAAGGUGCCAGUUGUGGGAGAAAGAAAUGGAAAUCGAUGAAAUGAAGGAGCAUCUCAAAGAACUCGUAGGUUUGUUGCGGCAGAGUGAGACACGAAGAAAGGAAGUUGAGAAGGAACUAAAAGUGAGAGAGCAAGCUGUUGCAGCUGCAUUGGCAACAUCUGCCUCAGCUGGCCAUGAUCAGGAGAACUCACAGAAUUCACUGAAACACUUUGCUGAUGACACGAAUGGUCCCUUGUCCCCAAUCUCCGUGCCAGCACAUAAACAGCUGAAAUAUACAGCAGGCAUCGCCAACGGCUCAGUCAGAGAAUCAAUAGCUUUCAUAGAUAAGACACGAAAGAUGGUACCCAUUGGGCAUUUGCCAACAAAAAAACUAGCAGUUAUAGGGCAAGCUGGGAAGCUAUGGAGGUGGAAGAGGAGUCAUCACCAGUGGUUAGUACAAUUCAAAUGGAAAUGGCAGAAGCCUUGGAGACUCUCGGAAUGGAUUAGGCACAGCGAUGAAACAAUCAUCAGGACCAAACCUCGCUUACUAGGUCAAUCGUGAUGUAAUGUUCUGCAGUCAUCUGCCUAUUGUUGCCCGAUUUUCAUCUUUGACCUAUAAGCAUCAUCCCAACGCAUAGCAUAGGGAACUCGAGAAUCAAGUACAGUGUGCUAUAAGUAGCCGUUGAGGAUAUUUGCUACUGUCAUGGAGAUCAUUUUGGGAAGCAUGGGUUUUUAUUGAAAGUUUUGCAAUGGUUACUGCGCUCGGAGCAUCUUGUAAAUUCGUGUUGAUGCUGCCGAUGAUAUACUGUGUAGCUAGAAGCCGACACCAAUGGUGCAAGACUGCAAGUGGUGAUAUACUAGUGAACGGAGAAAUUGAGCCAUGUAAUUUUAUAGCACCUUCUGUUAAUAACAACACAACUUGAGGGGAGCACCUUUCUGUUAAUAACAACACAACUUGAGGGGAAAAAUCCUUCAGGUUACAGAAAUAUGUAUAAAAGGCUCUCUUUGUCGUUCAUUUUUAGAAUGUCGUUUGUGUGUAGCGUUUUCUGUUGCAUCGAAGUUUUCGAAGAAAGGGAAAAUUCUUUUGUAGAUUACUUUGUUCCUUGUGUAAACAUUAUAGUUAUUCCAUUGGCAGAGAUUGCUUCUUGUA